GACACAUUACCAUUCGGCAGAAGAUCGAAUCGUUAUCAUCAUUCUCGUCUACGAUGUCUGAAACGUCUGAACAUGUCAUUCAGCUAACGCUAAUGCUGAAAAAACGUGAAGAUCUUACGGAUGAGCAGUUUCAUCAUCAUUGGACUCAUGUUCAUGGACCUCUAGUCAGCGCUUGGCUGGCUCGCCAUGGCGUUAUUAAGUACUCCCACGCACGAUUACUCCACUGAUCACAUCUCCCAACUGCUUCCUUCCUUACCGCGUCUGGUUCAGUAUCAUCAACCACCACAGUAUCGUGCCACAAAACUUUGGGAAUACCUUGGCGCCGACUCGAUCGCUAAUUGGGAUGGCCAUGUGCAACUCUACGUACCCUCACUUGAUUGUAUCGGCAACGCUCUUAACGACCCUUUCUAUAAAGAGGUCGUUAUUCCUGACGAGGACAAAUUUAUCUCGGCCAAGUCAUGUAUGAGAACUGCAGGGUAUGAAGAAUGUUUCAUCAUGAACAAUCGAGUGGUGGAAACCCCCCCUCUCUUUGACUGGACGAGCCGGUCUAUAAAAAUGUAGAAUAUACACAAAUCCAUUCUUGGCCAAAAUCUCAAUCCAAUCAUGAAAGACACACCAUUCUCAAUAACGUCAUAUCUC
Molecule: messenger RNA, 639 nt
Organism: Aspergillus wentii DTO 134E9
Lineage: Eukaryota; Fungi; Ascomycota; Eurotiomycetes; Eurotiales; Aspergillaceae
Product: EthD domain-containing protein
Exons: 1
Coding region: 187-561 (124 amino acids)
Molecular function (GO): oxidoreductase activity
Source: RefSeq, a predicted model, not a curated record